This is a messenger RNA of Dibothriocephalus latus, 3420 nucleotides long. The record is from the annotation of a GenBank genome assembly. Lineage: Eukaryota; Metazoa; Platyhelminthes; Cestoda; Diphyllobothriidea; Diphyllobothriidae.
AUGACAGAGCCUGCAAGCUUUGUCCCCCUUGCGCUGUACAGUAUCGUGGAAGAAACUCCUGGACCCCAGACACUGGGAGACUUACUUCCCCUCCUCACCGCCACUGAAUCAAUUUCAUCCAGCGGUGCCAACGCUAGCCACCUUUCAGCCAUCGUCUUUUUUCCCUCAACACAGCCCUUCUCGGAGUACUUCCAACUUCAACGACGGACACGGACUGAACAUGGUCGGGAGUUUCUGACUGCAUGCUAUCUGAACCUCCAGAAGUCCAUUGAUUUGGAGGAUGCCUGCAAAAUUCGCAUUUAUGGACAAGACUGCGCGAAGACCACACAAGCAGCCAUGCGGGGACGUACCUGUUGUUGUGAUACCUCUCUUCUCUUUUGCUCAUUUCAACUCCAACUGGCCAUGAUCGGCGGCCAUUCCAAUUUGCCUACUGUCGGUCUCUUUUCCCCAGCCCAACGACAGCAGUCCUUCCCCGUUUUUCUGGUUGAGGUCCGGAUAUUUGACGUGAAUGAAAACACCCCUACCUACAGUCAGUCGGAGUAUUCCUUACGCAUCACUGAGGGUCGUGAGUCCAGGACUAGUUUCCAACUGCCACCUGCACGCGACGCGGAUAUGGGCGAAAAUGGUCGUAUCACCUACCUUCUUGGCGAUAUGUUUGCUAAGUCGACAAAAAGUGCCGAUUGGCAGCGCUGUCCCAACUGUUCCAGUGUUUUUCAUCUGAUCCAAAAACCUGUAAUGGAAGAUCCACCGAAUAGCCAGGGUUUGCUUUAUCUUCAGGUGAACGGCGAACUAGAUCGCGAAAGGAGAAACGCCUAUCGUCUACUGGUCCUAGCGAAAGAUGCUGGCCGACCUACUCAGAAAACUGGGACUUUGCAUGUUCUAAUUGAGGUCUUGGACAGCAAUGACAUGAAACCAGAAUUUUCUUGUCCAGUUUAUAACCUGCAGAUCGAGGAAAAUGUGCCUCGAGGUACUUUUGUUGGACGAUUUGAAGCAAAAGACAGGGAUGUUGGAGUGAAUGCUCGCGUAUCUUAUUCCCUUCGUCCGAAGCCCAGAGGUCUUUCAGAAAACCCCUUCUAUCCGUCCGUAGACACGAACACGCCAUUCAGUAUCAAUGCUGUUACGGGUGUGAUAACAGUAAAUGGAUCCUUAGACAGGGAACGGAAAGCAGCCUACUCCCUGUACGUUGAGGCAACAGAUCACGGAUCUCCUGCAAGGUCAUCCGAAUCAAUUGUUCAUAUAACUGUUUUGGACAUGAAUGAUAAUUCUCCCAGGGUAGCAAUUCGGACACUAAAAACGGCUGUCCAGAUUAGAGAAGUCAGCACUGGCAACACUAACGCCAAGGAAAUUCGGGAAUUCGAGAUCAUGCUUCCUGAAAAUCUACCAGUGGAUGAAGACCUGGCAGAAAUCGAUGCAUUCGACCCUGAUGCUGGUAGUAAUGGGUCUGUCGCUUGUGCGCUUCCCAGUGAUAUCUUUGCCAUUAAACCAGUGCAGCCGGCAUCACUCAUCGUGUCCGGAGCCGCCGAUAACAACAGCACUGCACAAUCCUACCAAAUUACAAAAUAUCACCUACAGCUGUCUGAGCCUAUUGACUUUGAGCGACAGCAGUUCUACCGUCUGGUACUCACGUGCUAUGAUUCAGGCACACCUUUUCAGCGUUCAACGCGUAAUAUUAUAAAUGUUUUUAUCAGUGAUGAAAACGACAACCCACCCGUGCUUGGCAGGCCAGAGGUCAUAAAACCCGCCUGGAAGGUGGAAAAGAGUGUUCUCGAUUCGUGGAAGGGUGAUAAACCCGAGUUCAUGGACUCCCUGGAAGAAAUUCUGGCAAAAUGCCAUUUGCUUAUAUGCUUGCCUAAGCGGUUGGCAAUAAAUCAGCCCUUUCUGCGCAUACCGGCGACUGAUCGCGAUACUGAAAAUAAUGCGAAACUUGAAUAUCGACUGUCCGUUUUUGAAAACUCUGGUUUCGAAAAUGAACCAUACCACGCCGAGUUGUUUGAGGCUGACACUUUGACAGGGCACAUAUUUCUUAAAAGGAAUUUGGACUUCAUGCAGCAGACCCGUUUGCUAAAAGUCACAUUGACUGUGGGUGACUUAGGUCUCCCUUCCUUGAACACCAACAUGGACUUUUACACAGUAGUCACGCACGAAAAUCUAAAUGCACCAAGCAUACAGAUUCUAAAUUUCGGACUCAUCGGAUCAUUAUCUCCCUUUCAGGAAGUGGACGUAUCUUCUGAAUCUAAUGGCCCAACUACACACAUUCCAUUUUACAUUCCAAAAGUCCGAAAAUUUGGUAUGGUCAUUGGCCAAAUUCAGGCAACGGAUAAGGAUGCUGGACUUGCCGGCAAAAUAUCCUUUGACUUUUCCUUCAAAAGCGCAGUUCCGGAAGAUACAGGUGACUGUUUAGCAAAGUUUAGAGAUCCAGUUGACAUUAACAACAGCUCGGGUGUGUUAUCGAUUGGCGCAGGCCUAGUAACGGACUUUAAUAAGUGCAGGACAUUGGCGACGGUCACCGCUUGGGACCAAGGACUGCCACAGAAGAUGACAAAAGUCAUCCUUAACUUUCAAGAAUUUGAUUUGACAACAAAAUUCCCCACGCUACGAUUAAAUGAGCAGUUUCUCGUGAGCCAAAACCAAAGGAAUUUAGUUGAAUGUGCCCAGUGGAUCAAAACCAAUGGCAGUUUUGAAGCCUGCGCAUCAACCUUAGAUUACAACCUACCGCUAUUGCAAAACGAUAAUGAUACAUCACCGACUACUUCUACCGACCUUCCAUUUACAUUUCUGACAGUGGAUAAUGAGCGUAUUCCUGGACUUUCUGAAGUUGAAAUUGAAGUGGAAAAUUGUAGCAGCGCAGAGUACUCGCCUCUGACGGGUUCAUUCAACUUCUCUGCAAGUACUGGGCAACUGCACCUUAUCAGACAUUUGAACGCAACAGAUAGUAAUCAAAGCGAAACACUUCAUUUAGUGAUGACAGAUGCAAUCUGGCCAUCCGUACCACCAACAGUCCUCCGUGUCAGUGUGCAGUCAGGAAGUAUGGACGCCAACUGUACGCACUUCCGUGUUACCCUGACAGUGGGAGUCACUGCUAAAACCGAGUGUCCGCGGUCUGUGGACAGCAAAAACGUUUUAGACGGUACAACAAGAAAAAGUGACAAUUUUAAAAUGUACAUGCUGGCAGUUUGGGCAAUAGUUUGUAUCCUAUGCAUACUACUGUUUUUUCAGACAAUAAUUCUAAAACGAACGCGCAGGCAUCUUUUGCAUUGCCGGCGCUUUUUCCGCACUUCCAACAAAAAAGCUCCACUUCCGUCUCUUGGCCUGGUAUACGAAGGCAAAUGUGAACCUUCAAAACGAAGCAUGACCGCAGAGGAGUCUCCCAAUAACACACGGACCACAAAUCUCAAGAUGUCCGGUGAGAUCUUCUACUAA